GCGGCAAGCUUGUCUUUGGAGGAGCGCAGGGACGUGCUCUCUUCGACGGCAAACCGGCUCGACUUUGAGUCUGUUUCGAAUGCCUUGCAGGUGCUAUGGGAUGAGCAGUUGUCUGGUGCGCGGCGCCCGGCGGCAGGACCUGUCCUUCAGAGCGGCCCUCAGGUGUACCACAUGGAGGAGCAGGGCGGCUACGAGGCACAGUGGGCUGAACAAGGCCCGUGGGACGAGAGCGAAUGGUACGACGAUGGAGAUGAGCAGUGGCAGCUCUAUGGAGAAGCUGAGGAACCGUGGCAAGACGAGUGGACCGCGGGUCCAUCCGAGCCGGAUCCCAAUGCCUACACGGCGGCGGAGCUUGAUGACAAUCAGGUUCGUGAGGCCCUUCAAGCAGAACGGGCCGCGGAGGCCAUGGCGGCCGAGGCGGCGAUGACUUGGAAGCGUGCACAGCAGGCAACCGCUGCAGUGAGGAAGGAUCGUGGAUUCGGCGCCAAGGGUUCGGCGUUCAGAGCGGCUAUGUCUUCAGAUCAGUGCCACAAGUGUGGCUCCUACGGUCACUUCGCCCGUGACUGCAAGGGAGCUGGCAAAGGACGCCCCAAGGGUGCAAUGGCUGCGGACUACUAUGAGUACGAGCCGCCCGGCUAUGAUGCGAUCUACUUUGUGGGCGGCAAAGGAAAGAAGAAGGGCAAGUCCAAGAGCCACUUCGGCAUGAACAAAGGACCGGUCAUCAAGGGUAAAGGAGGCAAGCAUCCCCGUACCUUCCCAGGAGUGAACGCAUAUGGCUUGGAGAUGCUUGGUUCUGAGGGGGCCACCGGGCACGAGUGUCAAGUGUCCUCGGAGAAGGACGCUAUUCCUCCGACUUCAGGCCUUCUGGACUGCGGUGCUACCGCAUCAGCAGGGCCGGAGGCUAGUGUUCAGCGGCUCAUUGCAGCAGUCAUUGAGCAAGAUUCCCAGGCGGUGAUCACCAUCGACCAAUCCCGUCGGCCAUACUUUCGUUACGGGUCUGGGGCAUGGGGAACGGCACAGUUCCAUGUUACUUUGGCGUCGAGUGUGAGCGGUCAGCAGUUGAAGUUCGAAGUGUAUGCCCUUCCGAACCCGCCUGAAUAUGUGGAGUCCUGGUUUAG
This is a messenger RNA of Symbiodinium necroappetens, 1118 nucleotides long. Lineage: Eukaryota; Dinophyceae; Suessiales; Symbiodiniaceae. The record is from the annotation of a GenBank genome assembly.